CAAUACCAAUGCUAACAAAAAAGUGUUAUAUUGUAAUGUAAAUGUAAACUUACUUUAGAUAGAUGGGUAGAUAUAAAUUACUCUUAAUUCAGGGACAGAUGGGGUAAUGGAGGUUGAAAAGAGCAUGAAAGGUGCACAGAAGGUUCUGUAGUGCUUUAAAUGUACUUUAAAGUAAAAGACUGGUCACAGGUCUGUAGUCUAUCUGCUGUUUGAAAACUAUCCUUGAUCAAUUAUUGAACAUGGAAAUAUCAAUUUACUGUUUACCUGUUUUGGCCGUUACCAUGGCAGAAACUCGUGCAUUAUUAACCAUUUGGGUGUCUAGUUUUUGUACUCGGGAUAUUUUCAGCCCAUUUUGACACGUCAAUGGGGAUAUUAUUGUUUGAUAAUUGCAUACCUCUAUGGCUUAGGCGGAAAGAGCACGUCUGGCUUCUCUGAAAGGGAUGUGAAACAUGUAAUCAGCCUUGUAUUUAAAUGGAGGGGCCAAAAGUGACUCAGGAGAAAGAAAAGGUUGGAAAAACAGUUAGGUUUAGAGUAGCAUCUGCCAACAGCGGCCGGGUCUUGGCGGAGGUGUUCAAGGAUGAAACAGCCUGGUGCGGCUCAGGGUCGGACUCAGUGGACUCUGACUGCACCAGCAGCCCAGAGACAGAGCAGGGGAGCCUGCCCCCCACCAGCGAGGCCAACAGCCACCUGAAUGGUCUGGUGGUGGAAACUACUGUGGACGAAAAUGGCUGUGAACCUGAUGACCUGCUUUUGUACGCCAGUGCCAAGAGAGAGAUGCUUUUCAGCAACAAACGGAUCAAUAUCUGCAGCAAGAAUGGGACCAUACGGGGAGUAAGGAACAAAGUGAGCGCAGGCCAAGAGCUUUUCAACAACCUCUCCAUCAUGUACUCUGGUUCCCUUCGUCAUCAGAAAAGGAGACCCUGGGAAAAGGAAUAAACAGUUUGGAAGUAGCAGUAGCAAUAGCCCUGUGGCUAAAGAUUGUCUGG
Messenger RNA from Etheostoma spectabile (orangethroat darter), 986 nucleotides. It is a transcript of the gene grxcr1b, whose product is annotated as glutaredoxin and cysteine rich domain containing 1 b. Gene Ontology annotation, biological process: sensory perception of sound. The record is from RefSeq and is a predicted model, not a curated record. NCBI's taxonomy places the organism in Eukaryota, Metazoa, Chordata, Actinopteri, Perciformes, Percidae. Bases 472 to 936 code for a protein of 154 amino acids. The transcript is spliced from 2 exons.